Messenger RNA from Galleria mellonella (greater wax moth), 468 nucleotides. RefSeq lists its product as uncharacterized. The coding region runs from base 136 to 459 and encodes 107 amino acids. NCBI's taxonomy places the organism in Eukaryota, Metazoa, Arthropoda, Insecta, Lepidoptera, Pyralidae. The record is from RefSeq and is a predicted model, not a curated record. The transcript has 4 exons.
AUUACCUGGCUCAAUAUACAUAAAUAAUAAAAACGAUAAGUGUGCAGAAAACUUUAGUUUUAUGUAUAAUGCAAGUGACAAAUAUUGACGUUAUUUACACCAAUAACCAACUACUGCCUGUUAUGAUGUAGUACCAUGAAAAUUUCACUAGCUUUUGUUUUAUAUCUGGUGUCAUCUGUAAAUAGUCACAGUGAAUCAAUUAAAAAUGAAGAGGAAUGUAAAAUAGCUGAUUUAUGCGUACAUGAUAAAGUUCCUAUGUGCGGGAUUGACUCUUGUGGCGAAAUGCGAACAUUUAUUGAUACUUGUGAUAUGCACGAGUUUAAUUGCGACAGCAAGAAAGAUUUCAAACAACGUCCCAUCCACGAAUGCUGGGUAACGUGCAAGAGGGGGCGGUCUUUCAAGAAACCCGAAUAUAGAACGGACUGCAACAUCAAUAUUAAAAAUAAUAAUAGACUAUAAUUCAAUGAA